ACUGUUGACUCCAAACCCAAGUGACUAUUGUCUUAAAAAAAAAUUUUUUUUUUUUGGACAAUCUGAUUCCAUAAAAGAAUUGGAUGUGAGCUAUAAGCCAAUAGUGGAAUAUAUUGAUGCUCAAUUUGAAGCCUACUUACAAGAGGAAUUGAAGAUCAAACGUUCUCUCUUCAACUACCACGACACCAGGAUCCACGCAUGCCUCUACUUCAUUGCCCCUACUGGCCAUUCACUGAAGUCUCUGGACCUAGUCACCAUGAAAAAGCUGGACAGCAAGGUGAACAUCAUUCCAAUAAUUGCAAAAGCUGACACGAUUGCCAAAAAUGAAUUGCACAAAUUCAAGAGUAAGAUCAUGAGUGAACUAGUCAGCAAUGGAGUCCAGAUAUAUCAGUUCCCCACAGAUGAAGAAACGGUGGCAGAAAUUAAUGCAACAAUGAGUGUCCAUCUCCCAUUUGCUGUGGUCGGCAGCACUGAAGAGGUGAAGAUCGGCAACAAGAUGGCGAAGGCCAGGCAGUACCCCUGGGGUGUGGUGCAGGUUGAGAAUGAAAACCACUGUGAUUUUGUGAAACUUCGGGAGAUGCUGAUCCGCGUGAACAUGGAAGAUUUGCGAGAACAGACUCACACCCGCCAUUAUGAACUGUAUCGGCGUUGUAAGCUUGAGGAGAUGGGGUUCAAGGACACUGACCCUGACAGCAAGCCCUUCAGUCUUCAGGAGACUUACGAAGCAAAAAGAAAUGAAUUUCUGGGAGAACUUCAGAAGAAAGAAGAAGAAAUGAGGCAAAUGUUUGUUAUGAGAGUGAAGGAGAAAGAAGCUGAACUCAAAGAGGCAGAGAAAGAGCUCCAUGAGAAGUUUGACCUCCUAAAGCGGACACACCAAGAAGAGAAGAAGAAAGUGGAAGACAAGAAGAAGGAGCUGGAGGAGGAGGUGAACAACUUCCAGAAGAAGAAGGCAGCGGCUCAGCUCCUGCAGUCCCAGGCACAGCAGUCUGGGGCCCAGCAAACCAAGAAAGACAAGGAUAAGAAAAAUAGUCCUUGGCUCUGCACGGAAUAAAUGAUACCCUCAAAUCUAAUUGGAUGUGCUUUCGCCUUUGCAUGUAAGUACAGUAGUAAGAAAACUUUGAGAUCUUUUGGAUUUUUUUUAAAUUAGAGAAACAAACGGGAUAGGUGAAUUUUUUUUUUUUUCCUUUUUUGGAGGGAGGUAUAGGGAGGUAAUGGUUUGAGUAGCCUUUGCUUACAAAAAAAAAAAAAACUAUAUAUUUAAAAUAACCACAUUUGUACCUUUUCCACAAGAAAUAUAAAUUCAGUUUUUUCUUGAUACCAGUAUGGAGGUCAGAAAUUAUUGUUCCCAGCUGUGUUCUACACAGCAUUGUGGGCAUCGCUGGAGAUUAGAGGGUCCUUGGUUCUGACUAUGUAAAUAAAGGUAGAAUAAGAAACUACCACCUUCCAUUGGAGAAAAUCAAGAGGAAAAUGUUUUUUAUGCUAAGCUGCUUUUAUGACUGCUUAAUUUUUUUGAUGAUCUUGGUUUAAUGGUCUUUCCCUCAUGCUAACUGCUAGCAGUGAACACACCUGUUGUUUUGUUUUUUUGCCAGAUCUAGCUGGCCUCUCUCCAAAUCUUUUGUUCAACCAUAAUGACCAUUGCUUCUGGACUUUAGAUACUCGUAACAGUUGUACAUGCAGUAGAAUGUGAUGGAGAAGCAUUUGGGGAAUUUAUUAGCAGUUAGAGACUAUGUUUUCCCAACCUAGGCUCCUUCUUAACUGGUCAAAGUUUUGUCCAGAAAGGGCAUCUCAACCAGGGAAACAUUUAAUGUCACACUGAGCACAGGUUCUUUAUUACCUUCCUUCUCUGCUUUGGAAUCUCACCAGCAAUAACACUUAGUCUUCAUAUCUUGUGCACUUCAAACAAAUGGACUGGGUUUCUUCACUUUCUUGACAUAUCCAUUAGUGUGUCACAUAUAGACUGUUGAAUCUUGGUUUCAGCUGUUAUCAACCCAUGUCAUACUGUCUCUGUGUGGUCCUUCCAAACCGUCCUUUCAGAUCCCUUUGCUUUGCCAUUUGCAAGUGUCUGAAAUCGUCAAGUCUCAGCUUCCAGAAGUCUUGGUUCCAUUGACAGGAUACAUAUGUGAUGACUCUUUAGUGGAAAUUAUGACCUACAAAGUCUAGAUUGUAUGUAGGUAUGAAGGGAAUUUUUUAAAUAAAUUGAAAAGCUGUGAACAGCAUUAGAACUUUGUCUAUUUCUUAAUUUUAAAAUAUGCUGAUAUGCCUUAAACUGUAGUUGUAGAACACUGUCAUUUUGCUGUUUGAAAAUAACCAAUGUGUUUCUAAAAAAAAAAGUGUUGUGUAAUCUACUUUCAGUGUUAAUGCAGAAUUGUCAUAUAUGUAAGCUGCAUGUUAGACACUCGUCCUUUUUAAAAACUAAAAUAAUUGUAUCGAUAUGAACUAUAUCAUUUUUUUCAAGUAAGAAAGUAAUCACUUAGCAAACAUGCUCGGUAAUUUGGUGUCUGUUAAGGUAGGAGAGUGGUGGACAGGUAAUCUAUGCAUAUAUCACUAGUGCCAAGACAUAAAAGUGGGGGAAAAUAUAUUUUUACCCAAACAA
Molecule: messenger RNA, 2593 nt
Organism: Herpailurus yagouaroundi (jaguarundi)
Lineage: Eukaryota; Metazoa; Chordata; Mammalia; Carnivora; Felidae
Gene: SEPTIN11
Product: septin 11
Exons: 8
Coding region: 257-1051 (264 amino acids)
Molecular function (GO): GTP binding
Source: RefSeq, a predicted model, not a curated record